This is a messenger RNA of Penicillium diatomitis, 1950 nucleotides long. RefSeq names its product signal recognition particle subunit SRP72. Gene Ontology annotation, biological process: SRP-dependent cotranslational protein targeting to membrane. Gene Ontology annotation, cellular component: signal recognition particle, endoplasmic reticulum targeting. The record is from RefSeq and is a predicted model, not a curated record. Bases 1 to 1950 code for a protein of 649 amino acids. Gene Ontology annotation, molecular function: ribosome binding; protein binding; 7S RNA binding. The transcript has 4 exons. Lineage: Eukaryota; Fungi; Ascomycota; Eurotiomycetes; Eurotiales; Aspergillaceae.
AUGGUUGCCCAGUCACUGAGCUCGCUGCUCGAGCGGGCCACGAUUGAAGACCAUGAAGAGGUUCUCAAGUCCUGCAAUGAAGCCCUCAAAAAGUCCAAGAACGACCAAACAGCUCAACACAUCAAGGCGAUCGCUUUGCUCAAGCUCGACCGAUUCGACGACGCUUUACGGGUUUUCGAGGGUGCAGGUGAUGCGCUGAAGACAACAGCCAGUGUCGAAUAUGCGUAUACAUUGUACAAAUGUGGGAAGCUCGAAAAGGCCCUAGACAUCGUCACCAGCUCUGGCGCGGGGAGGGGCGCUCAACAUCUGGAAGCUCAAGUGAGCUAUCGUGCCGAAAAAUUCCAACGGGCUGCAGAUCUGUACGAACAAUUGUACCAAGACCAAGCUUCCUACCACGAGGCGAACGACCUCGGGAUCAAUUCGUGGGCGACGGAUGCGCAGCUCCAAUGGAAAGGGGAGCCAGAAUACGUUCGCCACGAGCGCCCAUCGAGGGAGGACCUCGAGUCUUUUGAAACGGCGUACAAUGCCGCCUGUCUGAGCAUUGCCAAGGGAGAGUUUGCUCAAGGGGAGGUUCUUCUGAAGCGCGCAAAGAAUAUCUGUGAGACAUCAGAAGAACUUUCACCGGAAGACCGGGCAGCGGAGCUGCUUCCCAUUGCUGUUCAGUAUCUCUAUGUUCUGCUGCGGUUGGGCAAGACGGAACAAGCAGAGGCCCUGCUCGAGGAAAUUUCGGUAGAGGAUAUCCCCGAAUUAUCCACGAAGAAGAUUGCGCGGAACAACAUUGUUCUCGCUCGCCAGACCAAUGUCAAUCCCUACAUCCUCUACAAAGCUCUCCAUGAAAUACCCGAAUCCAUCAACAAUGACCGACUUUUCGACUUCCAAAGCAACAUCCUAGUGGGUAACUCUCACGCCACCGAUCUUCUUGUCCAAAAAUUCGACGGCAUCAUUCGAUCAACAAACAAGGCUCUCUCCAAGAGCCCCUGUCCCUCGACAGCAGCCAAUGUCAACCUUUUAUCCGUUUACAACGCUGCUGCACAAGCAGAGGGCCAGACAGGCUACAAGGCCCUGAGGAAGAUUCUUCCUCUACUCGAGCGUCGGCCCAAGGAUCUUGGACUCUUGCUCACAGUCGUACAGCUCUACGUUAGCGAGGGCAACACCACCUCUGCGAUCACAACAAUGGAGCGAUCUUUGCAGGCUCUGGAGGAGUCUGUUUCCGAGGCCGAUCACGAGGCUCGCUUCAACCCUGGUUUGCUAAGCGCACUGGUCUCUCUUUACCAGCUCGAGGGUCGUAAGCUCCAGAUCCGAACCGCUCUUGCGCAAGCUGCCAAAUACUGGCGCAACAAGUCGAAUACACCCGCUUCCCUUCUUCGAGCGGCAGCCACCUCGCUUCUUCAUUCCGACGAUAAAGCUGAUCUCACUACGGCGGGCGAGCUAUUCAAGGGCUUGUAUCAGCAGGAUCCACACGAUAGACUUGCCAUUGCCGGCUACAUUGCAUCUCAUGCCACUCUCAACUACUCACAAGUGGAGUCGCAGCUUGAGCAGCUCCCCGAGGUCAAUGAGUUGAUUGCGGAUGUGGACGUGUCCGCCUUGGAAUCUGCGGGUAUCAUGCCCUCGGCAUCCGCGGCUGCUGCUGCUGCUGCAGCCUUCGCCGGUGCUCGCAAGCGCACUGCUGCUGAUAAGGAAAGUCGCAGUCGAGCCAAGCGUGUGCGCAAGUCCCGUCUUCCGAAGGACUACGAUCCGGAGAAGAAGGCCGAUCCGGAGCGCUGGCUGCCCCUGCGAGACCGAUCAUCGUACCGGCCGAAGGGCAAGAAGAAUAAGCAGCGUGCUUCUGAUCGGACGCAAGGCGGCCCAGUUAGCGAAAAGACCGAGGAGGCUACUGCCAACGUGGCCCAGAAGGCCAGCGGAGGUGGAAGUUCAAACGCUAAGAAGAACAAGAAGAAGGGGAAGCGGUGA